This is a messenger RNA of Anopheles darlingi, 1161 nucleotides long. RefSeq names its product 27 kDa hemolymph protein-like. The transcript is spliced from 5 exons. The record is from RefSeq and is a predicted model, not a curated record. The coding region runs from base 293 to 1066 and encodes 257 amino acids. Lineage: Eukaryota; Metazoa; Arthropoda; Insecta; Diptera; Culicidae.
CGAUAGGCUGGAUGGGAUCGGACGGAUUUUGAUAGAGAGCUGCCAACACGGAGAUGAUCGGCGUGCGCGCACUCGCGAUCUUACUUCGCCUUUCACCGUAUCAGUCCAUUCGUGUCCGUCGUGUGUAGUUGAUGUGUUACACGGAUCACGACCCUUUCCAGGACAGGAUCAACGGCUCGUGUACGUAUAUAUAUAAUCAGUCAGUGGAGCGUUAGAGAGUGAUUAACUGACGGAGUGCACUGUGAGGACGACGCGACAAUCCUUCGAACGAAUCGAAACCACCAUCGAAGCAAUGGCGUUGAAGUACCUUUGCCUCGCGCUAGCCGCCAUUAUGGGCGCCAGUCCCAUCGUCAGCCUACCGUCCGGUGUGUCGAACCAAAUCGAUGUCGAUGCCAUCCGGGAACGACUCCCGGGAAAUCUGUCGCUACCGUCGCUGGAAGAGGUUGAGCGGUUGCUGCGGGAUAAGUGUUCGACUGCGGGUGCACCGGACGAUGCGUUCGAUAAUGCGCGCGAUGCCGCCAUGACGUUCUUCGAGUGUGGUCGCGGCCUGAUCGACAUUAACCAGUUCCAGCAGGAGGUGGAAGCGGCCAAACCGACCGGUGAUCUCGAUACCGUCUUCAACAAGUACUGCCGCAAGCGGAACACGCUGAUCGAGUGCGUCAACACGUUCGCCAACGCGAUCGAUCCGUGCCUGGAGGAUGACGAGAAGGUUGUGAAGCGAUCCGGGCUGGACAUCUUCAAGAAUCUGCUCAACUUCGUUUGUCACAAGGAUGGUGAUCAGAUUGCGCUAUUCAUUGCUGAGAAAGGUCCGGAGUGCUUCCUGGAGCAGAAGAACGAUCUGAUUGCGUGCGCGAACGAAACGUUCUCGGGCUACGUCCCGGAAACGAACCUCGAGGCAAUACCGAAGCUGGUGAUUGGACCGAAGCAGUGCGAGGACUUCAAUAAGCUGCAGAACUGUAUGGUCCGCGAGCUGGAGGAGUGCGACGAAUCAACGCCCGCCAAUCUAGUCGAAUCGCUGUUCCGGUACAUCAAGAAGGGAUCCCCGUGUGCGAACAACUCUGGAUGAAAAUAGGGCAAUCCGUGGCCAGGACCGUGCGUUGUUAUGACAUGGGAUCGCAUCCGAACCGGAUUUUAAAUAAAUUAGGAAUGUUGAUACGUGCA